AUGCCUGCGGUUACGCUCAUCACCGCCGUUCCUAACCAUGUGUCGCCAGAAGAGCAUCGUACCAUCGUGGGCGCGACCCCGAGCUCGUUCAGCGACAUUCCGCCCGUCUUGCGGCACAAGGAGGAGAACGUGAAGGUCGCGCUUGAACCGCCCGUUGAGGGCUUCGGAGAGGCGGAUGCCGCCUCGGGAACGCUUUACGUUAUCGAGAGCGCGUUGACGUUCAUGUCGUCGACCGGAAAGGGCUUCCAGGUGUUAUACCCUUCAAUAACCUUACACGCCGUGUCGCGCGCGGAAGCCGGUCCGUCGAUAUACUGUCAGCUGGACGAAUCAGUCGAUCAACCGAACGGAAGUGGAGAAGACGACGACGAUUUCGCGAUGCGCGAGUUGAGCAUCAUACCACAAAACGCCAACUCUCUUGAGCCGAUAUUCGAGGCCCUCUCGCUUUGCGCAUCCCUCCACCCCGACCCGAAUGCGGACGACGACGACGACAUGGGCGACGACAACGCGUUCAUCGACCCCGACGUCAACGGCUUCGAGCCCUUCACCGGCACCGAAGAGCAAGAGCUAUCCGAAGUCGGCAGAGCCGCUUUGGACUACCUCGAGAGCAUCAUCGUGAAUCCGUACGAGAAACAGGUGGAAAUUGGGGAAGGCGAAGACGGUCAAUUCGCCGACGCCGAGGAGCCGGAAGCGACGAAGUCCACGGCGGACGACAAGCCCGCUGCUUCGUCGUGA
This is a messenger RNA of Punctularia strigosozonata HHB-11173 SS5, 732 nucleotides long. RefSeq lists its product as uncharacterized. Gene Ontology annotation, cellular component: plasma membrane; cytosol; pICln-Sm protein complex. The transcript is spliced from 5 exons. Lineage: Eukaryota; Fungi; Basidiomycota; Agaricomycetes; Corticiales; Punctulariaceae. Bases 1 to 732 code for a protein of 243 amino acids. The record is from RefSeq and is a predicted model, not a curated record. Gene Ontology annotation, biological process: mRNA cis splicing, via spliceosome; cell volume homeostasis; chloride transport.